AUGUCCAUCCGCAAGUGGAAAGCUGCCGUCGUGCAAGCAGAGCCAUGCUGGUUCAACCUCGAGGCGGCGGUGAAGAAGACAUGCGAUCUGAUGCGCGAAGCAAAGGCGGGCGGCGCUUCCCUCAUCGCUUUCUCAGAAGUCUGGAUACCUGGGUACCCCAACUUCCUGUGGAACGGCAACUACCGCGAAAAUCUGUCUCUUGUUCAGUCAUACAUCAAGAACAGCAUGACGGCGACUGGUCCUGAAAUGCUGGAAAUCCGCAAGCUCGCCGCCCACUUGGGCCUUUUCGUCGCCCUCGGCUUCAGUGAACGUGAUAAUGGUAGCCUCUACCUCGGUCAAGUUUUGAUUUCCUCUGAAGGCAACAUUCUCAUGCACAGAAGAAAGACGAAACCCACGCACGUCGAAAGAACUAUCUUCGGCGACUCAACAGGCGAUUCGCUAAACAGUGUCGUCGACACGCCUCUGGGCAAGAUCGGGAUGCUAAAUUGCUGGGAACACAUCCAACCUCUGUUGAAGUACUACCAGUAUGCGCAGGGGGAGCAGGUGCACAUCGCUGCGUGGCCGUUCAAUCCUCCACACUCGGGAGGGCCAGAACCGUACAAUGUCUGCAGCGAAGCCAAUGAAGUGACCGCCUCACGAAUGUACUCUAUCGAGGGGCAGGUGUUCACUCUGGUCACUAACCAGCCGCUGAGUCCAGCUGGCAUCAAGGCGAACUCUUCCGGACACAACUCUGCAGCUGGCUCUUUCAUGACCUCCGAGGGCUGGGGAGGCGCCUCUGGUGUGUUUGGUCCCGACGGCCGCAAGAUCACACCAGAUGCUGCCCCCGACUUUGAUGGUAUCAUCUACUGCGACAUCGACUUGGAUGACAUCUACUAUGCAAAAGCGAUCGCCGAUCCAGUUGGUCAUUACUCGAGGCCGGACCUGCUUCGCAUUCUGGUCGAUGAUCGUCCCAAGAAUUACGUGGUCAAGUGCGGAGCCACCAAUGGCGAAUUUGAAGCGGACAAGCCCUUACUUGCCAUUCACAAAUCGAUCGACGAACUUCACUCUAGCAGUUCUAGCAACAGCGAUGCACCUUCCUGGGAUGCCUUGAGUUCCUAAGGCACCGCAC
Molecule: messenger RNA, 1108 nt
Organism: Acaromyces ingoldii
Lineage: Eukaryota; Fungi; Basidiomycota; Exobasidiomycetes; Exobasidiales; Cryptobasidiaceae
Product: carbon-nitrogen hydrolase
Exons: 1
Coding region: 1-1098 (365 amino acids)
Molecular function (GO): catalytic activity
Source: RefSeq, a predicted model, not a curated record